Molecule: messenger RNA, 756 nt
Organism: Macrosiphum euphorbiae (potato aphid)
Lineage: Eukaryota; Metazoa; Arthropoda; Insecta; Hemiptera; Aphididae
Source: the annotation of a GenBank genome assembly
AUGGCAAAAAAACAUAACUCGGCAGAUUUGCAUAAAACAUCAUUAGCCAAUCAUCAAGGUUAUAUAUCAUCAAAAAGUAUAGGAGCUGUUACGACUCAAAUGAAUAGUCAUGUCGAAGAGAAUAUAAAUAAAAAUCGAGAAAUAUUAAAAAGUGUAAUUCGUUCAGUUUUGUAUUGCGCACGACAGGAUAUAGGUUUACCUGGUCACAAUAAUGUAAUCGAAUAUUCAAAUGAAGACGAACACGGUGUAGAAACUACAAAAAAUCAAGGUAAUUUUAAAGAACUAUUAGAUUUACUAUGUUCGGAAAAUGAAAAGUUUAAUACAAAUUUAAAGUCUCUACCUAAAAAUGCUAAAUAUACUUCAAAUAAAAUCCAAAAUGAUAUUUUAUUUGCGUCUUCAAAUGUAAUUUUACAAACUAUUAUUAGAGAAGUGAAUGAAGGUAGUUCGGUUUAUAGUUUAAUUGUUGAUGAAGCUCGUGAUGCGUCAACAUUUGAACAAAUGUCAAUAUAUAUUAGAUAUGUACAUUUUGGUUUAGAUAUUACAAAAUGUAUAAGUCAAUCCUACGACGGUGCAUCAGUAAUGUCUGGUUCUACCAAUGGCGUACAAGUAAAAAUUAGAGAACUUUCUAAAAACAAAUGCCCUUAUAUACAUUGUUAUGCACAUCGGCUUAAUCUAGUUUUGGUCGAUGUUGCUAAAUCAGUUGAGAUUGUUGACAAUACGAUUGGAUUGCUUGAAGCAAUUUAUGCAUUUCAAUAG